CCCUCUCGCCCGCCAACCGUAUCUUUCAACUCGAUGUUGGUGCCUGUCGGUCAUUGUUAAUCAUCAACUUUCGUAUAACUAAUCUUAUUAGCAAGUCUCGCAGAACCUGUGAAACCAAACGCUUUUCUUGGAAGAAAUUUUUUAAUUUUUUUGUACCAGAUCACACUUCAACGACAAAAUGGCAAGACGCGGACGUUCUCCGUCUCCAGCACCGAGAAGAUCAGCAGCCCCAGCUAAAACACAGCAAUAUGCACCUGCUCCACAUCACCAACCAACUCAAGUAGCUCCAGCUCAACCCCAACAGCCUGGAUUAUUUGCCCAAAUGGCAGCUACUGCUGGUGGUGUUGCUGUUGGUUCAGCCAUUGGACAUACUGUUGGCCAUGCAGUCACCGGUAUGUUUAGUGGUAGUGGUUCCAACAAUGAGGUACAACCUCAAGCUCAACCUGUACAGGCAAUUCCAAUGGAGCAAAAUAACCAACAAGGUGGAGCAUGUGCAUUUGAAAUCAAACAGUUCUUGCAGUGUGCACAAAACAAUGAUGAUAUUUCAUUGUGUGCUGGUUUUAAUGAGGCCAUUCGCCAGUGCAAGGAAGCUAACCGUUUAAUGUAAUUUAGAAAGCUGAAUUAAGAUAUUAAAGGAAGUAGUUUCAAAAUUAUAAUGGAUUAUGUUUAAUCAAUACUAAAAUACAUAAAUAUUAUCAACCAUCUUAAA
Molecule: messenger RNA, 709 nt
Organism: Sipha flava (yellow sugarcane aphid)
Lineage: Eukaryota; Metazoa; Arthropoda; Insecta; Hemiptera; Aphididae
Gene: Chchd2
Product: coiled-coil-helix-coiled-coil-helix domain-containing protein 2
Exons: 4
Coding region: 179-607 (142 amino acids)
Biological process (GO): mitochondrion organization
Cellular component (GO): nucleus; mitochondrion
Source: RefSeq, a predicted model, not a curated record